AUGGCAUUGCGAACUGAGCUUCAAAUCCAAAUGGCUAACAAACCUUCAGCCGCCGAAGAAACCGCGCAUACAGAUUCGAACCAAAAACCCGGCACCAUUUCUUCUCAAAUGAGAUUGCUGGUCCCCAAACGAGCUGCCAAUGGAGAGGUCGUGGCUUUUCAUGCGAACCUUCGGGCAAACACGUGUUUUCAGUCGCAAGAGAUUAUCGUGUUUGACAAUGUUGUUACAAAUACUAUGACCGCUUACGACCCACUUGACGGCAUAUUCACCGCCCCAGUAACGGGAACAUACGUCUUCAUCUGGAACUUUGGCUCCUUUGGACGUUCUUAUAAUAUUAUAGAGCUUGUGGUUCAUGGCACAGGCAUUGGGUCAUCCAUAUCAGACAGCUAA
Molecule: messenger RNA, 390 nt
Organism: Mya arenaria
Lineage: Eukaryota; Metazoa; Mollusca; Bivalvia; Myida; Myidae
Exons: 3
Coding region: 1-390 (129 amino acids)
Molecular function (GO): protein binding
Source: RefSeq, a predicted model, not a curated record